UGGAUCAGCCUCAAUGACCGGAAGGAGGAAAAUACUUUCGUCUGGGCUGACGGGUCGGAUUACAACUACGCCAGCUGGAAUGACGAAAAUCCCAGCAACUUUCAAGACGCUGAGCACUGCGUGGAGAGUCGAAAGUCCUAUGGCUACUUGUGGAACGACAACAGCUGUAACAAUACCAUGAAGUUCCUGUGCAGCAAGCCACCUGAGUUAGUCAUCACAGCACACAAGACGGCCACCACCACCAACACCACCACACCCGCCCCCGUGUGUGAGGAAGGCUGGGAGAUGUUUGAGGACACUAUGUGCUACAAGGUGAGCGACGGACUGGCUUCGUGGCCAAGAGCCCGCGAAGCCUGUCUUGCCCAGUACGCCCAGCUGGCCGCCGUCACCUCUAAGGGACAACAGAACUUCCUGGCUGCACGCCUCACCGCCAACACCUGGAUCGGCCUGAAUGACGAGGUGGAGGAGGGAACCUUCACCUGGCCGGACGGCACGGAGCCCGGAUACACCAACUGGGAGGAAGGUGAGCCCAACAACUCCUACGCCUACCUGACUCUUGGUGUGGGCGAGGACUGCGUCGAGGUGAGGCCUGAGGAUGGCUACAUGUGGAAUGACGAGCUGUGCACCAUGGAGAGACUGUUCGUGUGCCAAAAGCCCCCCCAGUAAGACCCGGCUGUGUCCUUCCCUUGGAGGAAUAAUACAACACUGUAUUAUUCCUCCAAGGUCCUUCCCACGAGCCUGCCAGCCUGCCAGUCGCACUGGAGCCACACCACCAAUCGUGUAUGAUUGUAAUGGGGCUAUAAAAAUAGUCACCAGCAGCCUUUAUUUGGGUAGAUCUUAAGAAUAGCGGCUCCUCUAGCGGUGCGCAUUUAGGGCACGGUGUGGUGGACAUUUCUAGCACGUGCGACGGGGUUUUGACAAGCGGACAGGCGUAUUUAAGUCACAAGGGGUGUAUUUUUCCACGCUGGCCUCACGAUUUCUUCUAAGUCGAUGGGCGAUGAGACUGCGAGUUCCGGGGUGAAGAAAGGGAAGAGCCCGCGCGGAAAAAUACACCCUUGUGACAUAAACACGCCUGUCCGCUCGUCAAGACCCCGUCGUACGUGCUAAAAAUGUUGUACAUAAUUACCACCACAUCGUGCCCUAAAUGCGCACCCGCUAGGAGCCGCUAUUCUUAAUAUUUACCUAUAUAUGAUUACUUCUCUAAAAUCUAUUUUAUUGAUUAAUCAACACUAAUGGAUUGCUCAGGUUUUCAUUGUGAUACUGUCAAUGAUUACUACCAUAUAUUACUGCAGGUAAGCUGUACCAAGUACUUUCAUUUGUAGCCUAUGUUCAGUUAACUGUUGCUAACAAUAAAGGGAUUUUUUUUUUUUUUUUUUUUUUUGUGGUGUUGAGUUGCUGGUGGAAAGGAUCUCCCUUAGCAACCCAUGCUAUAUAUAGCUGAUACAAUUUGGUAACUAUUCAAUCCUUAUGUCUGUGUUACCAAAGCAAAGAUAGCAUCGCUGUGUUCCUCGAUAGUUCUGUUGUAGUGUGGCGACUAGGCCUGAUAAGGGAGCCUCCCAUAAGCGGCCAUAACCCACUUGACGAGCGGGGUACCUCUUUGGCCGACUCGACAAGGAGUGGCUCUCCCGUCACGCUGGUCGCGGGUUCAAUCCCAGGCAGCUGGCGAAUACCCUCUCCUUGUCUUGAUUAAUUUCUCGUGUGUUUCGAUACACGCAGAGGACGUGUGGGGAUUACUGAGUAGUAGAAAAGUAGAAAAUCAAAUCUUGAGGCAUGACAC
Molecule: messenger RNA, 1777 nt
Organism: Eriocheir sinensis (Chinese mitten crab)
Lineage: Eukaryota; Metazoa; Arthropoda; Malacostraca; Decapoda; Varunidae
Product: hepatic lectin-like
Exons: 6
Coding region: 178-666 (162 amino acids)
Molecular function (GO): signaling receptor activity
Source: RefSeq, a predicted model, not a curated record